CUUUUCCCCGCCACUCGUCCAUCCGCCCGGCCUUGCGUCUUGUGCUUGCGCCUUCUGGUUCCUCCUUCCGUCCGCAUGCAGUCCGCCCCGUCUGCCAACGCCGCCAACACGCACAGCACCUCGGUAGCUCGUUUGGGUGCCGGGACUCGUGCAGAUCGCGUCCUGCUCGAAUCAAGCGAUCGUUGUCUCACGUUGGCGCAGCGUUUCCCCGAAGUUACACGGCUUGUCCCACCUCUCGGGCAUCAUCUGUAUCAUUCCUGUAGCUAGACGUGGCGCAGGAUAAGGAUAAGUCCUCGAAUCUUCCCGUCCAAAUGAUGGUGAUCUUCCGUCCAAUUCCUGCUCCCGGUCGGACUGCGCUUUGCCUUCUCCUUCCCAUCCCGUUAGACCUCCGAGUCCGCGACCCCAAUGACGAGGAUCUGCGUCCUCCUUUCUGGCCCCCGCGCUCGUCAGAAGGCGCACGAGACGAGUGCUAAUCCUUCAUGAGGGUCUCCCUCGAGGCGAGACCGGUCUGUAUCAGACGAGCGGUUUGCCACAUGUGAUAACGUUUCUGGUAACUGAUGUGCUUCCGGACUGCUUCCAGAAGGCCGCCACGCCACCCGGAUAGGUGGACAGGUAUCGCAGAACGUCGCCUGCCGUCGCUGCUUGCACCGGUCCAAGCUCAGUCCGUCUCUCUUCCCCUCAGCGGAGCUCCGUGCUUUGUGUUUGGUGACACGACUGCGGACGCCACGCCAGUAACGGACAACGACGACGUCUCAUAGCCUCAUGCUGUCCUGGACACGGUACCCACGCCUUGUCGUCGGACGCGUAGCUCACUUGCUGGAUCUUACGACGCUGCCGGCGGAGUCUGCGUGUUGCCCCUGCAGCCGCGACUAGUCUCCACCAGGCCGGGCGCACAGUGCCUACAACAAGCUCUUCGCUCUACUAGGGUCCCUUGUACCCCUUGUUGCAACCCGAUGCUCAUAUGAAAGUCUACUGCCUCCGCCAUCGGGAUAGGGGCCUUCCUUCGAUCAUCCGAGGUGCUUCUCGCCCCGGCCCGUGGCGGGCCGCGUGCUCCCGUCUCCAUGAACGUCGCGUUUGUGUGUUCUGUACUGGGCCGCGGCACGCCUAUAGAGCGGCCUGACUCUUGCAGCCCCGUCUAGGCCUCCAGCGAUGCUCCCGGAAGGGUCCCUGUGGAACUUGAAUUGCUGCGAUUAUAUGCCCG
Messenger RNA from Dichomitus squalens LYAD-421 SS1, 1201 nucleotides. RefSeq lists its product as uncharacterized. The coding region runs from base 312 to 473 and encodes 53 amino acids. NCBI's taxonomy places the organism in Eukaryota, Fungi, Basidiomycota, Agaricomycetes, Polyporales, Polyporaceae. The transcript is spliced from 2 exons. The record is from RefSeq and is a predicted model, not a curated record.